AUGACACAGCGACAACAAGAUUCUUACUUUCAACAAGAAGAAUUGCUUAACAGCUUCUUGAGCAAUAACAAUAACACAAGUAGUGGAAAUUAUAAUAAUAGUAACGAUAUUGCUGCGUCAUUAUACAUUAAUACACAACUUGGUACAGACAAUGGAUAUUUUGAUAACAGCCCACAAUAUCCAACUCAUUUUAUGUCUCAACAAGGAGGGUUCAUUGAUUUGUUGAAUAACAAUCCUGCUGCUACGGCAUAUUCAAUUCAAGGACAGCAACAGUACAAUCAAAGAAUGGAUCCAUACUAUCGACAGUAUUUGGUAGAACAAAGAAAACAACAGGAACUGUUAUUACUUCAACAAAAGCAUCAACAACAACAACAACAGCAGCAGCAGCAGCAGCAACAGCAAUAUUAUCGUCAACAACAACAACAACAAAUCAUGUUUUUACAACAACCAGCAGCGCCUAUGACUACUGCUGCUACUACUGGUUCUUCUUCUUCUAAAAGAGCAAGCCAUAGAAAAAAGAAAUCAAUCAAGUAUGAAGAAGAUUCAGAAGACGAAGAUAUGGAAGAAAUUAUGCAGCAAGAUGACGAAGAAGACGAAGAUAGUGAUUACGAUUCACCAUCCACUAAAUCGGCUAAUAAACAAGCCACAGAAACCCCUACAGUGAUGAUUCCAAUGGGAACAAAGACGUUUGAAAAGAUUUUGGACUACAGAAUGAAUGAAACUACGCACCAGCCUGAACUAUUGGUAAAAUAUAAGUUUUCUAGUUAUCACCAUGCAGAAUGGGUCCCCAAAGAAAAAAUCGAAAGAGAACAUUUGGGUAAACAUCGAGUAAAGAAGUUUUUGACAAAGUGGCACCAAGAUGGACAAAGGGGGGAAGAUUUUUCGGAGCAUCUAAAGAUUGAUCGUAUUAUUGAUGAGGGUGAAUUGAGAGAUGCCGUCACGGGUGAACCAAAGAUCUAUUAUCUUGUCAAAUGGAAAGGAUUGUUUUAUGAUGCAUCGACAUGGGAAAGUGAAGACGAUGUACAAAAGAUGGAUGAAAACAAAAUAUAUGAAUAUCAACGCAAUCGAGUGAUACCUCCAGAAAAAGCAUCUAAUCCACCUAGACGUCCUGAUUAUACUCAAUUUGUAAAAUACGAAACAAGCAUAAAAUACAAGUUUGGCAAUGAACUGCGUCCAUAUCAAUUAGAAGGUUUGAAUUGGUUGAGAUUCUGCUACUACAACUACCGUUCUUGCAUAUUGGCAGAUGAAAUGGGCCUCGGCAAAACGGUUCAAUCAGUUGCUUUCUUGAAUGAUCUUUAUUAUCAAUUGAAUGUGAGAGGCCCAUUCUUGAUCAUUGCACCCUUAUCAACUGUGCCUCACUGGGAAAGGGCGUUUAAGGCAUGGACUGACUUGAAUGUCAUUGAUUAUCGCGGGAAUACCCUAUCUCGAAACCUGUUGGUGGAGACCGAAUUCUAUUUCAAGGACAUCCAAAGUAAACCUAUACCCGAUAGAUACAAGUUUGAUGUUCUUAUUACAACUUAUGAGAUGGCAUCUGCAGGCGCUGCUCAUCUCAAAGAUAUUCCGUGGAAAUGUGCUGUAUUUGACGAGGCUCACAGAUUAAAGAACAAGCAAUCAAAAGUAGGAGAAGUCCUAAAGACGUUUUAUAUUGAACAUAAAAUACUGCUGACAGGCACGCCACUUCAAAACAAUCUGGAUGAACUCUACAGUUUGCUCAACUUUAUGCAGCCAGAAAUAUUCAAUGACGAACGCGCUUUCUUUGCAGAGUAUGGUAAACUACAGACAGCUGCUGAAGUCGAAAAGCUCCAGGCACUGCUAAAGCCAAUUAUGCUCAGACGUUUCAAGGAAGAUGUUGAAAAGACAAUUCCUGUAAAAGAAGAAACGGUGAUUGAAGUUGAAUUGACAAACCCUCAAAAGAAAUGGUAUCGCGCUAUAUUGGAAAAGAACUUUAGCUUCUUAAAGAAAGGAACAAAGUCUAAUAAGGAAAUGCCACAACUACGAAACAUCAUGAUGCAGCUUCGAAAGUGCUGUAUCCAUCCUUAUUUAUUAGAAGGCGCUGAAGAAGUCAUCAUAAAAGAUUCUGGUGCAGUUACUCCUUUUGACCAAUUUAAUUGCUUGGUCCAAUCUUCGGGAAAACUGGUGUUGAUUGAUAAGCUAUUACGUAAAUUGUUUGAGGGAAAUCACAAAGUGUUGAUUUUCUCUCAAUUCACAAGCUGCUUAGACAUUUUAUCUGAUUACCUGAGAGGAAGACAGUAUCCUCAUGAACGCAUUGAUGGAAGUAUUCCAAGUGAACAAAGGCAAGCUUCUAUUGAUAGAUUCUCAACUUUACCUAUUACCGAAUCUUUUGUAUUCUUAUUAUGUACAAGAGCUGGUGGUGUUGGUAUUAACUUGACGGCUGCAGACACUUGUAUCAUAUUUGAUAGUGACUGGAAUCCCCAAAACGACUUACAAGCACAAGCACGCUGUCAUCGUAUCGGCCAAACAAAGCCUGUUCAAGUGUACCGCCUGAUCUGCAGAAACACCUAUGAGAAAGACAUGUUUGAUCGUGCAGGCAUGAAGCUUGGAUUAGAUAAGGCCGUCAUGCAAAGAAUGAAUUCUUCCAAGGAUGAAGAAGUUGCUACCGCUUCUUCUGUAUCCAAGAACGAACUUAGCAAAAAAGAAAUUGAAGAUUUGUUAAAGAAGGGUGCCUAUGGUGCAGUGAUGGAUGAUGAAGAAAGUGCACAAUUUUGUGAAGAGGAUAUUGAUCAAAUUCUCGAGAGACGCACAACGGUGAUUCGCCACGAAGGUAACGAGAAGGGAUCCAUCUUUUCGAAGGCAACCUUUUCUUCAUCUGUCGAAGGCCAAGAUGUUGAAUUGGACGACCCUGAUUUUUGGGAGAAGUGGGCUGCCAAGGCUAACCUGGACGUGACAGAGGUUCAGGAUGAAAAUGAUUUAAUUGUCUACGAGCCACGAAAGCGUAGACAAGUACAGCGAUUCGGUGCACGACAGGAUGAUGCCUACUCGGAUAAUGACAAUGCUGAUGACUCUGACGCGUAUGAAGAUGAGAGUGAAAAGUCAAGAAAACGUGAUACUAUUCGCCCUUGGACGUUAUCUGAAAAGACAAAGUACGAACGCAAGUUGAUGAUCUAUGGCUAUGGUCCAUGGAAGCAAAUGCAGGCUCAUUUUCCUCGUCGCUCUGAAAAAGAUCUGAAGGCUGCCACGCGUUCAUUGAUGCGUAAGGUACUUCCUCAAAUUGAAGGCAACAGUGAAGAAGAUAAAAAGUUGGUUGAGGAUAUUGAAAUGAUUUUGGAAAAUGAUGCAGAGGAUGAAAUACGUGGUGACCAUACGGUUCCUUAUAAAGGCGCUACCAAGAAGCAGAUUGCUGAAUUUAGGUCAUUCUUGAUUCAGGCACCUCCUGAAUACAUUGAACAUAUUGAAAGAAAGGGCCGUAAUUUCUUGCUAAGAAUUCAAAUGCUUCACAUGGUUCGGGACAGGAUUGUACCAAAGGAUUGGGAAGAGGCUAAGCAGCUACCAAUUCCAAAAGUGAGUGGAUCUUUGCCUUGUGACUGGUGGGGAGAAGCAGAAGACCGUGAUCUAUUACUAGGCAUAUGUAAGCAUGGUUAUCAACAGUACUUAACUAUGCGUAAAGACAAGGAGUUUUGCUUUUAUGGCAAAAGGUACGAUGACAGUAAAGCAGGAACGCUUCAAGAAGAUGACGACGACGCAGGAACCGAGAAACAGCAGCAGGAUGAUGUAUCUGACAUCAGCUCAGAAGAUGCUACUGUCUAUGUGUGGCCCUCCAAGGCAGACAUUGGUAUGCGUCUUCGUCGUAUCAUUGCAGCCUUUUUACGAGAGCAAGGUGUUGAGAACAAGAAGCGCAGAGGUGGUCCCGCUGCUGGAAAUGGUCGAUCAACCCGUCAACGAGGCGACUCAUCUAAUCGAUGGCAAAAGAAGAGCAGAAGUGACUUUUUACGAACUAUUCUAUCAUUUGGCGUUGAAACAGUUCAUGGUGAUCCUAAUAUUCGCUGGGAUCGAUUUAGAGAAUUAUCUGGAUUAGACAAAAAGACGGAUGCUGCGUUAGAUGUGUAUUAUUACAAGUUCAUUAGUGCGUGCAAGGAGAUUAUGAAGAGACAACAAAAGCCUUCGUCAACAGAAGAUGAUGAACAGCAAAGUCGAGAGUCAAGUGAAGAGCCUGCAACUACAGGUGCAGAGGAAACGGAUCAGCUAGUUGAAACCAUUCCUUAUGAUAAAGCAAGAAGAGCCUUAAAACGUGUUGAUCAAAUGAAGCGAAUUCGUGAGCAUGUUAUUGUAGCUCCUGACUUGGAUGAAGCUUUGCUAAGGGCAAGAAAGACUUCAGGCCUGCCAACAUGGUGGGAGGUGCCCUUACAUGAUAAGGCACUAUUACAGGGUAUCUGUAAACACGGUAUCGGACGACAUGAUCUCAUGAUUAGUGACCCUGAAUUACCAUUUCAUAAGAUUGUACAGCAAUAUAAUGAAAACAAAGACGCGACAGAAUCGAAUCCUGAGACAACUGCAGAGAUAUUGACACGCAUUACUUGGCCAAAGGAUUUAGUAAUCGCAAGACGUAUUGAUGCGCUUUGCGAGCUUAUUCUUAGACCAAGACCCCCGCCAAAGAGACCAGCAGCAUCACGUAAUCGAAAGCGAAAAUCUCCUGAGGAAAGCGCGACUCCUAGCACAACUAGCAGCAAUGCACCUGCAGCGACGAUAAACGAUGCAGUAACUCCUGCAGCCGCUGCUUCAUCAAGUCAUCCAUCACCAUCCAUUUAUAUGAAUCCCAGCUACAUGCAAGAAACUCCAGAAAUGGCAGCAGCACGAGCCGCGUUUUUGGCAGGAAGAAAACCUUUAAGCGAUGUAGAAACUGAUUCAGACGAAGAAGAAGAAGAGGAAGAAGGAGAAGAUACUGAGGAUGCGGAGCAAUAUGUGGCAGCAAAACGACCACGCUAUGAUCAGCCACCACAACAAUCACGUCCUCUUACUAAACCUUUAAAAUCUCAACAACAGGCGUACAGAUACAAUCAAUACUCACUACCCUCAUAUAACAAUAACAGAUACUACACAAACAUGACACUCUCUAGACCGUCUACGCAUAUGGAUGCUUCAUCGUCAACUACAACCAGCACCUCUAAUACGGUAAAUGAUGAAGACGACGAAAUGGAAGAAGGUGAGAUUGCUUCUUCAGAUGAAGAAAUCGUGCACCAUUAUGGCAACACCCACAUGGGAAUACCCCCUCAUUUACGCCAUUAUUAA
Rhizopus microsporus ATCC 52813 is the source of this 5244-nucleotide messenger RNA. RefSeq lists its product as uncharacterized. The transcript has 9 exons. The record is from RefSeq and is a predicted model, not a curated record. Lineage: Eukaryota; Fungi; Mucoromycota; Mucoromycetes; Mucorales; Rhizopodaceae. Bases 1 to 5244 code for a protein of 1747 amino acids. Gene Ontology annotation, molecular function: ATP binding; ATP-dependent chromatin remodeler activity.